AUAAAAAUUUAGCACCAGUAGUUCCAAUUGAAAAGUUUACUUUGGAGUCAAAUCAUGACAAUUCUACUAUUAAUUUAGCUGAUUCAUUUAGUUGUACUCUAAAAUCAGAUCAUCCUGACAAUUUGUUUACUACAGUUGUGGUAAAUGAAAGUGAUGAAGCAUUAGGUUCAAUAUCGGGUGCAAUCCAAGAAUUAAGAAAAAUUCUGAUUGAUUGUGAUAAUGACUCAUUAAAGUUUGUUGUUAAACAAUUUGGAAGUG
Entrophospora candida is the source of this 258-nucleotide messenger RNA. The record is from the annotation of a GenBank genome assembly. NCBI's taxonomy places the organism in Eukaryota, Fungi, Glomeromycota, Glomeromycetes, Entrophosporales, Entrophosporaceae.